GUUGAAUUGAAAAGUCGUAUCGAGCGAUUGAAAGAUCUGGGCAGCGCUGUUUUUCACCGAAUUGAAAACCUAAGGAUACAGAAUCGGUGAAGGAGUUACACGGAGACAGAAUGACAGCCCCGACUCUACUGGUUUUAUACGGUAGUCAGACGGGCACCGCUCAGGACACCGCGGAGCGCAUCGGCCGACAGGCGCAGAGGAGACGGCUGACGGUCCGGGUCGAGGCUCUGGACAGUUACAAUGUGGCGAAUCUGAUCUCACAGUCUCUGGUUGUGUUUGUCUGUUCCACCACAGGACAAGGCGAUCCUCCUGACAACAUGAAGAAUUUCUGGCGGUUUUUGUUCAGAAAGUCUUUGCCUGCUGGCUCUCUGUGUCGGCUGGACUGUGCUGUUCUGGGCCUUGGAGAUUCCUCUUAUCCAAAGUUUAAUUUUGUGGCAAAGAAGCUCUAUAAGCGUCUGCUCCAGCUUGGCGCUAACGCUCUCUUACCUGUGGGCCUGGCUGACGACCAGCAUGACCUGGGGCCUGACGGCGUGAUAGAUCCAUGGCUGGUCUCGUUUUGGCAGAGGGCUCUGUCCCUCUACCCAGCCCCCGCUGGCCUGAGUCCACUCCGUGACGACCAGCCGCUUCCUCCACGAUAUGUUUUCACCUUCCUUGAUGACAUCACUGACAAGCCCCCAGAAAGACAAACCCCACCCCCAGAGAGGCAAGGCCCACCCUCUUCAGCUCACCCAUUCCUGGCCAGGAUGGUGUCCAAUCAGAGAGUGACGGACCCCUCCCACUUCCAGGAUGUGCGGCACAUUGAGUUUGACAUCACAGGCUCAAACAUCGAGUUUAGUGCAGGUGACGUGGUGAUGAUGCGUCCCCGGAAUUCACAGGAGGACGUGGAGCAGUUCUGUCAGCUCCUCAGACUGGACCCUGAUCGGCACUUUACACUCACACCCACUGACAGCAGCGUGGUCUCUGUGCCGUCGCUCCUGCCCCAGCCCUGCACCAUCAGGUGUCUGGUGGAGAGUUUCCUCGACAUCGCCGCUGUGCCACGACGCUCCUUUUUCGAGCUGCUGGCCACGUUUGCCACCAACGAGCUGGAGCGCGAGAAGCUGUCGGAGUUCUGCUCCGCCCAGGGUCAGGACGACCUGUUUGCUUACUGUAACCGCCCUCGCCGGACUGCCCUCGAGGUCCUGGCAGAUUUUCCUCACACCACAGCUGAGCUGAGUGUGGACCACCUGCUGGACCUGUUCCCCGAAAUCCAGCCUCGCUCCUUCUCCAUCGCCUCCUCCCUCCUGGCUCACCCGAAUCAGAUCCACAUCCUGCUGGCUGUGGUGGAGUAUAAAACUCGACUGUAUAAACCACGCAAGGGUCUGUGUUCCUCCUGGCUGGCAGGUUUGGCCCCCACACAAGGGGAGGUGUAUGUGCCCCUGUGGGUGAAGAAGGGAGGACUGAAGUUUCCCAAGGACCCUGACACCCCUGUGAUAAUGGUAGGGCCGGGUACAGGGGUGGCCCCAUUCAGAGCUGCCAUACAGGAGCGGAUCUCCCAGGGCAAGACAGCAAACAUCCUGUUUUUUGGGUGUCGCUCCGAGUCAAAGGAUUUCUACUGCCGUGCAGAGUGGGAGGAGAAAGUGCGGGCUGGUCAGCUGACCCUGUUCACGGCCUUCUCCAGAGACCAGGAGGAUAAAGUCUACGUUCAGCAUCGUGUGAGGGAACAUGGAAAGCUCCUGUGGGACCUGAUAGCCAAUAAAAACGCUUUCUUCUACAUCGCAGGGAACGCCAAACAGAUGCCAACCGGAGUGUGUGACGCACUGAAGGACGUGUUCCGCGUGGAGGGAAGCAUGUCGGAGAACGAGGCCCAGGAAAUGCUCGAUGCCAUGGAGAAAGCCGGUCGCUUCCAGAGCGAGACGUGGGCCUGAUUCUCAUUCUGUGUGAGAGUGACACGGCCAGGGUGCCUGGGCUGGAGGAAAGCCCGCCUUGAUCAUGUGCACUUUUAAAACGGUGCCAGUGAAGUGUCUUCUGCAGUCUCACGGUUACUCACCUUACAGGAGUAGGGGCUGUCCAUUAUCCUAUGAGCAUGAAUUUACCCAGUGCAUGAAGGGACUCAAAGACUUCUAGUGUUUUGUGAUAGACAGACCACUGAUGUCAAACUUAAACCAGUAAAGUGACCAAACCCAGCCAGGCUAACAGUGAGAGAUACUGGUCUCAGACCAGGCCAAGCAGGACAAGUCAUCUGGUGCCUGGCAGAGGACCAUGCGAUGCAGUGCAAACCAGAGAGAUCC
This is a messenger RNA of Chanos chanos (milkfish), 2267 nucleotides long. RefSeq names its product NADPH dependent diflavin oxidoreductase 1 (gene ndor1). Lineage: Eukaryota; Metazoa; Chordata; Actinopteri; Gonorynchiformes; Chanidae. Gene Ontology annotation, molecular function: NADPH-hemoprotein reductase activity; FMN binding; flavin adenine dinucleotide binding. The transcript has 15 exons. Gene Ontology annotation, cellular component: cytosol. The record is from RefSeq and is a predicted model, not a curated record. The coding region runs from base 111 to 1904 and encodes 597 amino acids.